Molecule: messenger RNA, 669 nt
Organism: Volvox carteri f. nagariensis
Lineage: Eukaryota; Viridiplantae; Chlorophyta; Chlorophyceae; Chlamydomonadales; Volvocaceae
Exons: 1
Coding region: 1-669 (222 amino acids)
Source: RefSeq, a predicted model, not a curated record
AUGACUCUCGAGAGUUUGCUUGCGCGACGUACACAGUCUUUAGUACAUCCGUUUCAUCAUCCAACGCGAUGUCCGAGCGCUCGGCCCCGAGUCUUGCUAGGACGGCGAACAUCGGUCAGAGCGACGACUCCGGGGUCUGAGGCUACGAUACUCAUCCCAACAAACUCGAAGUCAUGUAGCCGAGACUAUACACAACCGCCCUGCUGGAUUCCGCCCCUUAUCGUUUUUGGAGUGGCGACGCUUUUCUCAGCGGUCAUCCUCAAGAACAGGCAGCGGAAAUCCGCCGUUACAGAGACGGAUCAGGUGUUACCGGUGCCUCCAAGUCCACAACAGGACCCGCGCAGCUAUCAGCGCGCGUUGGCGCGCACUCGGCAGGCUGCAGCCGUUUCGAAGGCCCUCGCUUUCCUCAAGACGGGCGAGCCAGCGCGCGCCUACAUGGAACUCGGACGAGCGCUCUCUGAAAACAGCAUCUGCCGCUCUCCCCUCUUGGAUGGCCACCACACAAAGGCCGAGCUCGUGGAGCUCUACAAGCUGCACCUGCAGAACGCCGAGGUGCCACCCAACUUCGCCACGUUGCUGCAGCUGCAGGAAAUGCUUGGCCUAAACCAAGAUGAGGCGGAGAAGAUUGAGCUCGAAGUGAUGCAGGCGCCGGGAUCAUUCAGCAUAUAG